Molecule: messenger RNA, 3549 nt
Organism: Vombatus ursinus (common wombat)
Lineage: Eukaryota; Metazoa; Chordata; Mammalia; Diprotodontia; Vombatidae
Product: kinesin-like protein KIF27
Biological process (GO): microtubule-based movement; mitotic spindle organization
Molecular function (GO): ATP binding; microtubule motor activity; microtubule binding
Source: RefSeq, a predicted model, not a curated record
AUGGAAGAAAUACCAGUGAGAGUUGCAGUAAGAGUUAGACCUCUGCUCUGCAAAGAAAUUCUUCAUGAUCACCAAAUAUGUGUGAGACAGAUUCCCAAUACCCAGCAAGUUAUCAUUGGAAAAGACCGCAUCUUCACUUUUGAUUUUGUGUUUGGCAAAAAUUCAACCCAAGAUGAGGUUUAUAGUACCUGUAUCAAACCUCUAGUGGCAUCAUUGAUGGAGGGAUAUAAUGCUACAGUUUUUGCCUAUGGACAGACUGGAUCUGGGAAGACAUACACCAUUGGAGGAGGCCACAUUGCAUCAGUUGCUGAGGAUAGAAAAGGCAUCAUUCCACAUGCCAUCCAAGACCCAUUUCAAAGCCUUUCUCAAAAUAGCAGCGUUGCUUUUAACAUAAAAGUAUCUUACAUAGAAGUCUAUAAGGAAGACCUCCGAGAUCUGCUAGAAUUGGAAACAUCAAUUAAAAAUUUACAGAUCAGAGAAGAUGAAAAAGGAAACACAGUGAUUGUUGGUGCCAAGGAAUGUUCAGUGGAGAAUACAGAUGAAGUGAUGAGUCUUUUGGAAAUGGGUAAUGCAGCUCGUCAUACAGGUACUACGAAAAUGAAUGAACGCUCUAGUCGAUCUCAUGCUGUUUUCACAAUCAACAUUACGCAACAGGAUUUUACCCCAUGUCAGAAAAGUAUGGAAAUGACUCAAGAUAUAUCUCAGCAGUCUACUCAACAAAUUGUUUCAAAAUUCCAUUUUGUGGACCUGGCUGGAUCAGAAAGAGCAACUAAACCUGGGAAUACAGGAGAACGAUUCAAAGAAUCCAUUCAGAUCAACAGUGGGUUAUUGGCUUUAAGAAAUGUAAUAAGUGCUCUUGGAGACCCUCGCAGGAAGGGUACACAAUAUAGGGAUGCUAAAAUUACCAGAAUCCUAAAAGAUUCUCUGGGAGGCAAUACUAAGACUGUUAUGAUAACAUGUAUCAGCCCAUCAUCCUCUGAUUUUGAUGAAUCUUUAAGUUCUCUCAAAUAUGCUAACCGAGCAAGGAACAUCAGAAAUAAACCUAUUGUAAACUACAACCCUUACUGGGACAGGAUGGAUGAAAUGGAACUUGAGAUAAAACUGCUUCGACAAGCUUUGCAGAGUCAACAAGCCAGUUCCCUGAGCCUGGCUACCCAGCUAUCCCAGGAUGGGAACAAAGAUAAGAGUUGGAUCCAUUCUCUUGAAGAGCAAGUAGCCCAGCUUCAAGGCGAGUGUUUUGGUUACCAGAAUUGUGUUGAGGAGACCUUCACAUUCCUGGCUGACCUAAAAGAUGUUGUUAACUUAACACAAAGUCAGCAACAGAGAUUACAAGAAUGGUUCAACAUGACUCAGGAGAUGAAGAAGGACAUUUCUAACCCAUUCAAAAGUAACCAAGCAAUCAGCCAUGUCCAAGAUGAACCACACGACAUUGCAGUUCUUCAGCUGAAGAGGGAACUUCAAAAAUGCCAGUGUGCUCUAACUGCUGAUGAAGUGGUAUUCAGUCAGAAAGAACUAGAGCUAAAGGAAUUAUGGCAUCAAAUGCAGACAAUGACACAGGAAAACAGAGGACAUUUGCUGUCUUUGAAAGAGGCACAGAAAGUGAAUCAAUUACAGAAUGAUAAAAUAGUGGAACAGCAACUUCUUGUAAAUCAACUGAAUGAAGAACUCAUGAUGUUUAAUAUGUUCAUGGCUUCUGUGUCCAAGGGAACUUGUGGAGAUAGACCAGAUACCAAGAUAUCGGAGAAGGAGGCAUACACUGUACCACUCGAUAACAGUUUUGGACACUGUAUUCAUGUCCCAACAUGGCCAGAUGCCCUAAAGGUCCACACAAGCCCUCUUAUGUAUGCACUUGAUCGAGUGGUAGCUGGAUUUCGAACCCGAAGUGAAAUGUUAUUGGAUCACAUAGAAGAACAAGAUGAAGUCGUUCAUUGUGAAUUUUCUGAUAACAGUGAUGAAGAAGAUACAGAAAAUCAAGAGAAACCUGAAUAUCGAGCACCUAGACAUCUUAGAUGGAUUCUCAAGCCAACCUCUAUUUGUUCUUUUCUGGACACGAGAGAUGUUCUGAAUCCAAAACAACCAUCAGGUUCGCUGAACGAAGGCCUGCAACCUACAGAAAGUUUAUCGGGUAUAAACGUUGAAUGUCUCCAGGAAAGUCAGGUAUUAAACUUGCAAAAACUAAAGAAUUCAGAACUGAGACUCAUGGAAGUGAAGCAAAAAAUGAGAGAACUUACAAUCAAUAUCAAGAUGAUGGAAGAACUCAUUAAAGAAUUAAUUAAAACAGGUAAUGAUGCCAAGGCUGCCAGUAAACAGUAUUCUCUGAGAGUAACAGAACUGGCACAAGAAGCAGAACAGGUCAGAGUGGAAUUAACUGAAACACAGAAGCAGCUGCAGGAGCUGGAAGACAAGGAUGUGAAGGAUGUCGCUUUCAAGCUGUCAUUGCAGAAGGAGUUCGGGAAAAAGAUGGAUGCAGCAAAACUAAAAGUGCAGCUCUUGCAGAAAAAGCAACAGGAUACUAAGAAACUGGCAUCGCUGUCUGCCAAAACUGAGAAACGUGCCUCUGACCUUGAGCAGAAUGUAGAUCACAUGAAAUAUCAGCAAGCACAGCUGCAAAAGAGACUUUGGGAAGAAAAUGAAAAAAAGAAGCAACUGGAUGCAGAGAUUAAGAGGGACCAACAAAAAAUCAAAGAGCUUCAGUUAAGGACAGAGCAACAAGAACAGAUGUCAAAAAUGAAAUCUGAGGAGUUUGAUGCAUUUAGGAGGAGAAAGCAAAAGAGUCCAUUUGGAAACAUAGACCAGCUCCAGGAACUGGAUGAACAAAAGAAGUGGUUAGAUGAAGAAGGAGAAAAAGUUCUUCAUCAACAUCAAGAAUUAGCUGAGCUGGAAGAAGACUUAAUGCAAAGGGAGGCAAUUGUUUCCAAGAAGGAAGCAUUGUUACAAGAGAAGAGCCACUUGGAAAAUAAGAAGUUGCAAUCCAAUCAGGCUUUAAGUGAAGAUAGUUUGAAAAUAUCAAUUCGCCUGAACUUGUUGGACCAAGAUUUGGCUGAUAAGAGCAUGCAGCUCCAGAGCAUUCCAGCUGAGGAGCAAAUAAAGAUUUCAGAAGAAGUCCAGGCUCUUCAGAAAGAAGAAGAUCAGCUACAAAGAAGAAGAAAUAGUUUCGAUGAGAAACUUAAAAAUGGUAGAGUGUUAUCGCCUGAAGCAGCUUUAGAGGGGGCACACCUACAACUCACCCUUUUCUACAGAUGUCAGUACUGCCAUAUCAACUGGCCAGUUGACGAUGAUAAACCGGAAGCAGUACAAACGGGAGGCGUCCCAGCCAGCUCCCAGAAAGCCCCAGUUGAGCACACCAGGAGGCGAUCCUGCUCAGACUUCACUAAGCUGGCUUUUAUUCGACAGCCUUGUUUCACUCAGGGCUGCUAUUUGAAUGUGAUCUCUACUGAGUUUUCUCACAACAAGAGCUGUUCAUCUUUGAGGUCUACUGGAUUUUAUGGUGUCUAUAAGCACGUGCAUAUUCCAUUUAUUGAAGGAUGUGAUCCCUGCCUGCCACGGUAG